AGUUCUGCGCUGAAUUUUAGUGGAUCUCUUUGUAGCUGGCCGCAGUUACACGCUCAAUGACGACAGUUACAUUUUUGCUGAUCUACGAAACAACCGGUCGCUGGUGUCCUAUGAGAGUCAUGUUCAUGGAUGGAUCAGAACCGACAGAUCUGAAACCUUCGUUUUAGCAUUGGUAGGCACGCAACGCGACCUGUUGCUCUUGCAGCUGAGUGACGGCAUUCCUGAGGUUCACUUUGAUCUAGGUUUCGACAGUCCGAGAACCGUUCGAGCACAUGUGCAGGUGAAUGACCAUCGUUGGCACUGCUUGGACAUAUACCAUUACGGGAAAGAGGUUUCAUUGUUCAUCGACGGUGUUUUGUACAACAGGUCCAGAUUGAUGUCCACUUUCCGUCGGUUCGACUUUGAUUCGUUUGAACCUAAGAUCCAACGAAACACUUCCGCCACGUUUGGUCAUCUAGAUUCAUCAAUGCUGAUCAGAAAUCCUUCUACAUUGACUACCAUCGCCCUCACCUUGGAGUUGAAGACAUAUAUUGUUGAUGGCACCGUCGUACAAUUCACUAACUCAAAGAAAGAUCGAAUUGAGGAAGUGAAAAUAGUCAUUUUGAAUACGUUUCUGCACGUUAUCCUUACCGGCAGGUAUCUGCCGACAUUAAAAAUGAAUUCUGAAGUUGCUGUGGCUGAUCUGUUUUGGCAUCGCUUGUAUUUCUCGAUCUCUGACAAUAACGCAGUUCUGAAAGUGGACGACCAUGAUCCUGUGGAACUGUCUGCGAAGUUCAAGUUCAGCAGUGAUGCAUAUUUCAGAUUUGGAGGAAUACCUCAUUCUUGCGAAGAAUUAAUGCGCGAUGGUCGCAAAGACUCGAUUUCGACUAUGAUAGACCUUGAUUUUGGAGGGCCUCUGAAAGCUGAAGAAGUGAUAUGCAAGCGCGAUGGCUCAACGGGAAAUGUGAUGACGAGUGUAAAUCACAUUUUCGCUGAGGAAGCGAUCGGCGAUUUUCACAGCCGGAUGCAAGUCACGUACUUCUAUCCCAACGACAAGUACUUCUUGUCUGAAUUGACCAGAAGAUUCGAAUCCUGCAGCCAGCGCGUGUCUGUUCUGCUGAGUACAGAAUCUUUGGCUACCACGGCAAAGAACGAUUCCAUAUUUUGGUGGCUAGGUCCCCAUGCUCUGAGACAUCCUGCCGGACUGACAGUUGUGCCUGGUUCUCUGAGCCAUUUUAAAAGCAUGAUCCGUGAAACCAACAGCUCUGCUCCAGUGAAGUCCGGUUUGCUGAUGUCUGAGCUUUACGCCAACCUCACUGAUCGAGUGCACUUACCUGUCAAGGAAAUCGACAUCCAAUACAACGACAGAUAUCUGAUGAGAUUACCCAUCACUCUCGGCCCUUUAUAUUGCUGGAAUAAUCAUAUCUACGAUGAGUUUACGUUUGUUGGAAAAGAAAAAUAUAUCGAGUUGUUGCUGCCAUUCACCGGUAUCAAAACAGAGGCUUUUCUUCAGUUCAGAACGUACGAAAAAUCAUUCGUUCUGUUGACCGGUCGAUUCGACGAUCUUUGCUUCGUCCAGCUACUCGUCAAAGGUAAGACACCUCAUGCUUUGCCUCCUUCACCUGCCAUCCUCCGAACAGAUGAGCGUUUCGCCACGUUGGAAACGUACUGCGAUGGCGCCGUGUCUGAGUUGGUCAAGUCAUCGGACGCACCUUUGAAUGACAUGGAGUGGCAUUCGGUGUACGUUGGAUUAUCGCGCUUCGACGCCGUCCUCGUGGUUGACAGUCGCUGGGAUUCGUAUGCUUACGAACCGACAACGGCGCUCUUCCCCGGAACAGAAGUCACCUGGCGGAUAGGAGCAGGCUACGAGAUUGGCACAGGCUUCACGGGGGUCAUGCGGUCUCUGUUCAUCAAUGGAGUUCAUAUCUCAUUCGAUCGGCAUGAAACAAGUGGCUCUAUCGAACGCGGUGUUGUUCGAUCCUGUUCCGAAGCGCGUUGUUCGAACGGUGGCCGCUGUGUUGAUCGUUUCGCAACCUUCGAAUGUGACUGUGACAAGACCGCAUUCGCAGGACCUUCCUGUGCUGACGACGUGUCCGUGAUGCUGUACAAUCAAACCAUGGGUCCGAUGACUGCUUACCUCGGUUCUGAGUUCAUUCGGAUCGCUUUUGCUACAGUGUGUUCGAAGCAGCUGGUGUUGCGAGGAUGGGCUUCGACUCACGACGCAGAGCUUGAGUUGCGCAUCGAGGAUAAAGGUCAUCUUCGACUGAUCCUCUAUCAAAAUGGCAAAAGCUUUUACAAAAUCGAUGACAAUCGACAGCAUUUUGCAGACGGGAAACUGCACGACGUCACCAUCACUAAAUUCAGUGAAACCUUGCACCUGAAGGUAGACAUUUUCCCUCUUUUAGAACUGCCCGUUCAGCGGUUCGAGAAACUGCCGCAAAUGACGAAUUGGUCCAUUGGAAACAGCGGUGAAUCUGUGUUUCCAUUGAAGCAAAGGAAGAUGAAUUUCGCCGAUGCCAUCGUUUUUCAAAGGAAAUGUUACUUGUCUGAUAAAUCGGGGAAAAUCUUUCAUAAUCAGACAAAAGAUAUGAAUUUGUGGAAGGAACCGGUGGCCUUUGAUUUCAUGGUGACACCAAUAAAGCAAGAAUCGAUGCUUUACCAAACGUUUCUGAUGGCAUCCGCUCUGGCGUUGGUGGUUUGUUUUCUCGCGCUGUGUUUGUACAACUGCCGCAAAAGGCCAUCAGGAGAGUACAAGACUCAUGAAGAAAAUACCCUUCUAAGCGAGACGCCGUCCAGUUCGAAAUUGGAGUCAUCUAGCGAAAACGAACGAUGCAUAACAGCGGCAGCAGUUAAAGAGUGGUUCAUUUGA
Messenger RNA from Soboliphyme baturini, 2848 nucleotides. The record is from the annotation of a GenBank genome assembly. NCBI's taxonomy places the organism in Eukaryota, Metazoa, Nematoda, Enoplea, Dioctophymatida, Soboliphymatidae.